AUGACUGACAAAGCUGAUCAAACAAACCCCUUACUGCGGCGGCCCCUUUAUGUCUUUGAUCUACCGCCUGAAUUGCUCUUUACCCUCUCUCUUGCAGGAGGAAACCAUCCUAAGCCGGAAGACUCGCCGUCUGGAAUCAUAUCGCUAAAUCCUGAAGUGAACCACAAUGAUGACGGUGUUGCAAUCUCCACCUCCUGCGCCUUAUGCCAGGUUUCGUUGAACAAUGUCCAAGACCAGCGUCUCCAUGUCAAAUCCGACUUCCACCGCUACAACUUGAAGUUGAGCAUAAAACAAAUCCCUCCGGUUGACGAAGCCACGUUUGCGAGGAUGAUUGGUGACCUGGAUGAAUCACUUUCUGGCUCAAACUCCGAAGACUCUGAGGAUGAAGACGAGAAUGAGGCAAAGCUUGAAGAAACAACGUUGAGUGCGCUGCUGAGAAGGCAAGCUAAGAUAUCCCACCAAGAGCCGGACGGUGAUAUAAGCACGUCAUCUAAGAGAGGCUUUGGAAACACACCGUUGCUAUGGCUGUCAAGUCCAAAGGUAGGCGAUAAUGUUAGGUUAGGUAUUUAUAGGGCUAUAUUGUCGAACGAAGAUCAGGAAAGUAUGUCGACGUCACUGAUCGAUAUCAUCAAGAGGAAGCAGUUAAAGCCGGCGAUGGCGAAACACAGCGAAAAAUCGCAGUCAGAUGCAACACAAACUGGUCAGGCCGAUCCGCAUUUCUUCCUAUGCAUGAUUGGCGGCGGUCAUUUCGCAGCCAUGAUUGUCUCGCUUGUUCCGGAAUUGAGAAAGGGGCCGGGAGGGAUAGAAGAGCGUCAUGCCGUGGUCAGAGCUCAUAAGACAUUCCAUCGAUAUACCACCCGACGGAAACAAGGGGGCUCUCAGUCUGCUAGUGACAAUGCCAAAGGAAACGCUCACUCCGCUGGAUCCUCGAUACGAAGGUACAACGAAAUGGCUCUGGAGGCUGAUGUUAGAAAUGUGCUGUCCGAAUGGAAAGGCAUGAUUGACAGCGCGGAGUUGCUCUUCAUCCGAGCUACAGGUUCCACGAACAGGAGAACACUGUUCGGACCCUACGAUGGUCAAGUGUUGCGGAGCCAUGAUAAACGAAUUCGUGGAUUUCCUUUCAGCACACGUCGGGCAACUCAAGCUGAGCUUCUCCGCUCGUUUCAGGAACUUACGAGAUUGAAGGUGAACAAGCUGUCUGAACCUAAUCAAGAGAAGCCGGCCGUUGAGCAGCCUGCUUCGAAGGAGUCGAAACCGAAAGCAUUGGCUCCAAAGCUUAGCAAGGAAGAAGAAACUGCACAAUUUCAUACCUCCCAGCUGCAGGCUUUGAUCCGACGGUCAAAGGCGCCUGGAGUUCUUCUCUACCUGACCAAGAACGAGCUGUCGCCCAAUUUCACACUCUUCCCUUCUUCCGAACAUCAUCACGCACCUACUCCAUUACAUCUCUCUGCAUCAACAAAUUCUCCUGCUCUAGUGUUAGCUUUACUCACCAAGGCCAGGGCAGAUCCGACCAUUCAGAACGGAGACGGCAAGACUGCAUACGAGAUUGCAGGCGAUGUCAAAACAAGAGAUGCAUUCCGCAUAGCUCGGCACCAACUGGGCGAGAAUGCGUUUGACUGGUCAAAAGCACAUGUCCCUGCACCAUUGAGCCAAGAAGAGGCUGAUGCCAAAAGUAAACAGGAGAAAGCAGCCUCGGACGCGGCGGAGGCCCAGCGGAGGAAAACAGAAUUGGAACAGAUUCGUCAAGAAGAAGACCGGCGGAGCAUUGGAAGAAUAGAGAGAAAGGCCGGGGCAGGCAAGACACUGACAGCUGCGGUGGAGAAAACUGGCGCAGAAAAGAGGGAAGAGGAGACGAGAGGGUUGACACCUGAAAUAAGAAUGAGGCUGGAAAGAGAGCGGAGAGCGAGAGCCGCCGAAGAAAGAAUCAAACGAAUGCAGGGGGCAAAAUAG
Messenger RNA from Rhinocladiella mackenziei CBS 650.93, 1950 nucleotides. RefSeq lists its product as uncharacterized. The record is from RefSeq and is a predicted model, not a curated record. The transcript has 2 exons. Bases 1 to 1950 code for a protein of 649 amino acids. Gene Ontology annotation, molecular function: protein binding. NCBI's taxonomy places the organism in Eukaryota, Fungi, Ascomycota, Eurotiomycetes, Chaetothyriales, Herpotrichiellaceae.